GAACUGCAAAGAUCUCGUGCUUUGGAGAUGAAGAUGAUAAAUCCAAGGAAAUAAUCCAGCUGCUGCCAUUGUGACAACUGAAAGGUCCUUUGUGUCAAAAUGAACAGUCUUUGAGAAAAAUCUGGAAAGCAGUUAAAUCUGAAAAAUGGGAGAAAGAGUGAGGAGCCCAGAUUCUGAACACGACAGGAAAUCAGAUGGGGAUAAAAAUAGUGAUUCCUAUUAUUCAGAUGAAGAUAAUGCAUCUCGUUCAUCUGGCCAGUCGCCAACACUAAGCUAUCCGUCUACAAGCCAAGAAAAAAGAGAUCACAAAACACAAACUUCAAACAGCCUUGUGCACUACCAAGCCACAAAGAAAUUGGGUUCCAAAUAUGCACCAAGCAAAAGAGGGACACAGUGGGGUUUCCGUUCUCAGAGCCUCACUAGGGAUUCUCCUGCAAAAGAUAUAGAUCUUGUUACAAAAAGAGUUCUUUCUGCUAGGCUACUGAAAAUCAAUGAGCUCCGAAAUGAACUGACUGAACUCCACAUCAAACUAGAUGAGCUGCAGAAGGAAAACAGGGCACUGAAGAGGCUUCAGCACAGGCAGGAGAAAGCCUUGAAUAAGUUUGAAGAUACGGAAAACGAAAUCUCUCAGCUCCUUGCUCGGCACAACAAUGAGAUUAGAAUAUUAAGGGAGCGCCUACGAAAAUCUCAAGAGAGAGAACGUGCAACUGAGAGACGGCUGAAAGAUUCGGAAGAUGAACUGUACAGAACAAAAACUGUCUUGCAGAAACUGAAAAAGCUGUCUGAAGAUAAGCACCUUGCCGAAAGAGAUGACCUGGCAAAGAAACUAGCCAAUGCAGAGAGCAGGCUACAGGAGAGUGAAAAAAGAAUUAAGGAUCUGGAAAAAAAUCUUGAAUUAAGUGGUAGCAGUUUUCAAAGAGAGUUGCAUUCAAAGAAAAAAAAGAUGUAUGAAGCUCAAGAAGAAAAGAGAGUUCUCCAAGAAGAGCUUCAUCAACUAAAUCAGAAGCUGAAGGAAAAAGAAAGAGAACUUGAAGCAAAAAAUAUAUAUGCUAAUCGUAUGUUGAAGCUCUCACCAAGAAAAGACAUGGAUAUUAUCCAAAGGAAAAGAGCCAACAACCAAAAUAUCAAAAAAGGAGCACAGCUCACAAAAGGUGUACAGACCAGUGGAUACUUCUCACCAGUAGAAUUUCUUCCAGAACCAGAACUUGUCUGUGGUGAUGCAGCAAACAAGAACGAAGGGAUUCUUCCUAAAAUAGAAAAAGAAACUCAAGACAAAGAAUGGAAAGAGCAAGCAGACCUCCUAAGACAAAACCAAGACAGGGAAAGGGAAGAGAAACUGAAACAUUUUCAGGAAAUACAGCUUUUAGAGGAGAGAGUUCAAAAACUACAUGAUGAGUGGGAAAGGGAAGAAUAUGACAAAAUGAAAAAAGAAAGCAGCUUUUUAUCGGAUAAAGAAGCAAAAGCAAAGAUGGAGACAGAAAUGCACAAACCUGAAGUAGAGCGAGAAAGCACUGAAAUGCUGGAAGAGCAGCGAAAAAGAGAAUUCCUGCUUGCUAAAAUGCAAGAAGUUGAUAGAGAAAGUCAAAAUGUAACAAACAUGAAACCUGCUUCCCAUGCACUGCUCAUAAAUACAGCAAGAAAAUCUGAUUCGCUGGAGAAAAAAGAAAAAACUAAUACAUUCCUUGAGAUUCCCGGGAGGGUUGCUAAUGGAUUUCCCAUAGAUGACAGCCAGGAUGAUGCCACAAGAGCACAAGGACAGAAGCAACGAAAUCUAAGGACCGCAGAUUUAAGUAGUGAGUUAACAUUUGGUAGUUAUGUACCUUCCUUUGGGAAAGGAUCAGGGAGACCGAGUUGGCUUACUCAAAAAAAUGAAAACUUAGAAGAAAAUGUCAAGGAAAAUGCAGAUUGCAAUAGUAAGAAAGAAAAGAAGUCCAAUUUAAUGGAACAACUCUUUGGAAGCAGUGCCAGUACCAUCCUUCUUUCUAAAAAUAAUGAUACAACACCUUUUGACAUAGAUUGGGACUCUGGAAAUACUCUUCUUGUCGAUAAAAACAGUAAAAUCAAAGUAAAAGAAGACAAUGAGCUUUUCGGUGAAGGAAGAAACCUAUCCAGACACCGUUUGCAACACACUACAAGCAAGCAAGGAGUUAAGACCCUUGGUUCUUUAGAAGAUGAAAUAGAAGAAGUAAUCUUACAAUGA
Molecule: messenger RNA, 2200 nt
Organism: Charadrius vociferus (killdeer)
Lineage: Eukaryota; Metazoa; Chordata; Aves; Charadriiformes; Charadriidae
Gene: LCA5
Product: Leber congenital amaurosis 5
Exons: 7
Coding region: 146-2200 (684 amino acids)
Biological process (GO): intraciliary transport
Cellular component (GO): axoneme
Source: RefSeq, a predicted model, not a curated record